This is a messenger RNA of Musca vetustissima, 3681 nucleotides long. RefSeq lists its product as uncharacterized. The transcript has 6 exons. The record is from RefSeq and is a predicted model, not a curated record. Gene Ontology annotation, biological process: regulation of transcription by RNA polymerase II. Lineage: Eukaryota; Metazoa; Arthropoda; Insecta; Diptera; Muscidae. Gene Ontology annotation, molecular function: DNA binding. Gene Ontology annotation, cellular component: NSL complex. The coding region runs from base 1 to 3681 and encodes 1226 amino acids.
AUGGGUAGGAAAUGUUGUAUUGCCGGCUGUACAUCGACAUCACGGUUACCGGAACAUCAUGGAGUUACCUAUCAUUCAUUUCCAGCGGAUGAAAACACCCGCUCAAUAUGGAUUAAAAAUACCAAAAUCAGUUCAGAUCGUCAAAUUACCAAAAGCGUCUUGGUAUGUUCAAGACAUUUUCGCCGCGCUGAUUUUCAACCUCAACGUAGUGGUAAAUAUUUGCUAAAGCAAAAGGUAUUUCCCACUGUGUUCCCCUGGGGUAAAGUUGAUACAGCCCAGAUAGAAGAAGAUUUGGAAUUUCUAAAUUCCGCGACACCAAGUGUACCACCAACAGCUGUACUCACCACCGCUGCAGAUACUGUGGAUGAAGAUACCAAAGCCACCGUGGCGGCCACAGUGGCACAAAUAAUGGCUCAAACGGCUGAAUUAAAUGCUGCUGCGGCUGCUUUGAAAAAUGAAAAAUCUGGCGAUAAUUUAGAUGAUUCACUGCAAGAUCCAGCAGCGGCGGGAGCAUCACCCGGAGUAAAAUAUGAACCGGUAAUUGCCUUCAAUCCGGGAGCACGUCUCGAAGCUCAAGAUUUUGAGGGAGUUUGGCAUGCGGCUCGCAUCGUAGAGGUCGACAAUGAUGAUCGUGAGGUUUUGAUUAAAUUCGAAAAGACCGGUAAAGUGAAAUCGGCAAUUGUCGGCACCGAGGAAUGGAUUCCAAUGAACUCGUCACGUUUACGUCAGAAAAUAUCAACAAAACCCAUACCGGUUUUUACACUGGAAGAGAAAUGUUUGGCCAGAUGGUCGGGGCCAAGGAAGUUCCCCGGAACCGUAAAGAAAAUUCUUGGCAAUGAUACAUAUGAGGUGUUAUUCGAUGAUGGUUAUGUGAAAAAUGUUCGUGCUAUUCAUAUGAAUAAAAUUUCAAAUUCAUCGGAUACUCCCCAAGAGCCAGUGGCGGUGGCCACGUCAGAGGUGACAGCUGGAGGGGAAAAUGCGCAACCCUCCCCCUCCACACAGUUGGCAGCUGCUACACCAGCAACAGCACAAACAACCAUAUCGCCUGGUGUAAAACGGCCCGCCAGCGGUCCCUCGGAUGGCUCCAAACCCAAAAAGCGGGCCGCCAGUUCUGGGCGUAAGGAUUGGCCUUUAUUGGAUUUAUCCAAAUUGGAUAUUGCUUCCUUAAAUCUCCCCGAAGUACCUAGAGAUGGUGAAUGGGCCUGCCAUUGGGUCAACGAUCAGCCCAUUGGCCGUGAAGGUUUUCUCAUUGUUGGCGAACAUCGCAAACCCACUGUCAUUGUCGACGAUUGGCGUCUUCCAGCCGGUUGGAUAAAACACAUGUAUCAACGUUCCAAUGUCCUGGGCAAAUGGGAUGUAAUACUUGUCAGUCCCACUGGAAAACGUUUUAGGUCCAAAGCAGAUCUUAAAACAUACUUGGAAGAACAAGGCCAAGUGUAUAAUCCUGAUAUUUAUGACUUCAGCAUACAUCGCCGUCGAGCAAAGGAUAUCAAUUGUUAUGUCUACACACCGGGCUAUGUACCACAACAACCACCCAAACCAAAAUCCGCAUUAAAUUUUGAUGUUCCAGUGGAAAAUAAACCGUUGUCAAUGAUUGAGCCUUUGAGAACCUCUGCUCCAUCGCCAUAUAUGGAAACACCAGUUGCCGAACCAUUGCCACCAAUUGAAUUGUUAACAUCCACAAGUUCAGCGGCAGAGGAUAAAAGUGUAACUCAGGUGGAGGCUGAAGUACCAAAACAACUUUUAGAAUCGGCCGAAAUUAGUUCUACACCAACACCAACUAAUACUCCCACCGUGGAGAUGAAAGAAGAAGGCGGAGUUGCGAAUACGGAAGCAACUGCAGUUGCAGGACAAACAAAUGUAUCGGAAUCAGCUCCCCAGGUGGAGGAUGGUUAUGCUCUUAUUGGCGGCCUAAAGGUACAGAUUGUCGAUAACCUUUUCCGAUGCCCUGAUGAAGGAUGCUCCAAAAAUUUCCGCAAAGAAAAUCAUUUGCAGAUCCAUGUCAAGCAUUACCAUUUGAAUUUGGCCAAAUUACUUGGUUCAUGUCCCAAGAUGCAGGAAUUGGCAGAGAAACGUACCAGGCCCUCUGAUCAUGAUGUGACCGAACCCACACCCAAGAAUCAAAUACCCAAUCAACAAUUCUUUGCAAAAUUACACCAACAAGACUUGGAACAGACACGGGCUCAUCGGCGUAGUAUUGGUGCCGUGAAGCCACAAAAUGUGGAAGGGGGAGAAGGCACGGAGGAGCAAAUUAAAACCGGAGAACAAGGCGAACCGCAGCAGACACAAACGGAGGCGAACACCAGCACUUCGGCGGCAAACAACUCAACUUUGGAUAGUUCAUUUGCCUCCACGGCACCAGAUGAUUCAUUGGGCAACAUUGAAGCACUGCCCGAUGUGCCACCUCUCUCUAAGAAAUCGCGAUUUUCACCAUCGAAACGUACCCCGGGAGCCAGGAAAAGUAAUCGUCAACGUACUACAAGGAAAUAUUUGACUGCAGCUCAGGCCACAGCCAGCCGAUCAAUGCAGCAGAAUGCUGCACACACAACCACCACCAGUGCCCCACCCCCAACAACGGGUGAUUCCAGUUUUAGUGGUGUGGCAGAUUUUGAGGAGACCCGGCAUUCAUUCAAUGCCACUCCUGAAGUUAAUAAGGACAGCAAAAAACGUAAAUCCACAUUGGCUAAUACACCACUCAGCAGUGUAGAAUCUCCAAUAACUGCCGAUUCGGGAUCAAGUUCAUUACAUCCAACGGAUGGUGCAGAAACGGCCAACACCACCCAACAAUACAUCAAGGAGAAUGGUGAAAUUAUAAAAAUCGUAAGCAUGCGUCAAGAGGAAAUUAUCAAUUGUCUGUGUAAAUACGGCCUCGAAGAUGGCCUAAUGAUCCAAUGUGAAUUAUGCCUGUGCUGGCAACAUGGCCAUUGUCAUGGCAUUGAAAAUGAAUCACAAGUACCGGAUAAAUAUGUUUGCUAUAUAUGUCGUCAUCCUGACAAGCAACGCUAUUCAAUGCAAUUUAAACAUGAUCAAGAUUGGCUCUAUGAAGGUAAAUUGCCCGCAGCCAAUUAUCAUACACAAAAUCCAACGUUGAUGAAUAAACGUGCCGAUUAUCUAAAACGUUCUCAUGUGUUGACGGGUAACUUAUUGGAGUUGAAGAAUUUCAUGCAUUCACUGAAGGUGAAAAUAAAUAUUGCCAAUAAUAAAUCACAUCCCAAACUAUAUUUAUGGGCCACCAAAUGGGAUGAAGAUGUGGAAAUAAAAAAUGAAAUUAAAAGUGAAUUAGAUGGAGAAAAUAAAACAGAAACAAUCGAUUCAAAAUUGUGUUUAACACCAACCUCUAAGAAAAUUAAAAUGGAGCCGGUGACACCAGCCAAUCCGCCCAUACCCAAUAUACCACAACCGGAGGCACCCAUUGACCCGGUGGAAUGUCAACAACGUUUGCAGGAACACAUUAAAAUACAACAAAAUUUGGCAAUGCAAAGGCUUAAUGAUAUAGAAUCGGCCAUAGAUGCCCUGGAACAGGAAGAUGACUUACCCGAUUUACGUGAUGCCGAUUUGGGUACCACCAAAGACGUGUUAGCCUCCUUCAUCAAGGAAUUGGACACAGUUAAACAAAUUGCCAAACUAAAUGCAUUGGAACAUACCAAAAUGGCUUAUAAGAAUGCUGUGGCAGCAGUUUAA